CAACUGCGAAAGCGUCAAAGGUUUGUCUGCGGUUUUACCUGACGGAGAAAGAGGCUGCGCUCCGCUUCCCUCCCAUUUUUUCCUCCCCGGCACAGCGACGCGCCACCGCCGACCGCUCCGGUGGCGCCGGCGCCGCCUGCGUCGCGCUGCCGAUCCCCCCCACACACGGUUCUCCACCACCGCCGCCGCCGCCUCCUUCUCUCUGCGAUAUCGGUGAUCUGAUCCCGCCACCACGCAUCCAGAUCCGUCCCCCCGCCCCCCACCCCGCAGCGGGGAGUGGAUGGCGGCGACGGUGGAGGAACAGAUGGUGGUGAAGGCCAUCCGGGAGGAGUGCCCCUGGGAGUCGCUCCCCAAGCGCCUCCAGUCCUCGCUCCACACCAAGGAAGACUGGCACCGCAGGAUUGUGGAUUACUGCAUCCGAAAACGAUUACAAUGGAACACUUGUUUUGCCCGUAGAGUAUGCAAGGAAGGGGAGUACUACGAGGAAAUGAUGCGCUACCUUCGGAGGAAUCUUGCAUUAUACCCAUAUCACCUUGCAGACUAUAUUUGCCGAGUAUCGAGGAUCUCACCAUUUAGAUAUUAUUGUGACAUCUUGUUUGAAGCUAUGAAGAAUGAACAACCAUAUGACAGUAUUCCAAACUUCACUGCUGCUGAUGCCCUGAGGCUUACUGGCGUUGGAAGAAAUGAAUUUAUUGAUAUUAUGAACAAAUGCAGAUCAAAGAAACUAAUGUGGAAGCUGAACAAAUCAAUUGCAAAAGAAUUACUGCCUACACAGCCUGUUGAUUUCCCAAUCGAUCCUUGGUGGGGAGUUUGUCUUGUGAACUUCACAAUAGAAGAGUUUAAGAAACUUUCAGAAGAAGAGACUGCAACAAUAGACAAAAUAUGCAAAGAAGAAGCCAAUUCCUAUGUGCUGUUUGAUCCAAAAGUUAUAGAUGGUCUUUAUAAAAGGGGAUUGGUGUACUUUGAUGUACCUGUUUACCCUGAUGACCGCUUUAAAGUUUCAAGGCUCGAAGGCUUUGUUUCUAACAAGGAUCAAUCAUAUGAAGACCCAAUCGAAGAAUUACUUUAUGCUGUAUUUGUUGUGUCAAGCGCCAAUGCCACUGUAGCUGAAUUGGCUGCAACUCUACAAGCUGACCUUUAUCAGCUGCAGGCAGCUGCAUCGUUUGCUUGUAGACUGGGCUGGGCUGUAAAACUUUUGGAUGCUGACUCUCUACUUGAAGAGACACCUACAUUUCCCGGUAAUAUUCUGAGUGAUGAUGAAGAAGGUUCAAAUGCAAGCAUCAAUUCUGAAAAGUCUGGCCAACAGUUACUUAGUGUUGAUGCUGGACCAAGGAAAAUCUCUGGAACUGCCCAUGUAGGGUUGGUUGUGGAUGCGAAUGUUACGUCAUACUUGAUGAUGGGUUCAUUAUCCCCAGGUUUAAAAUCUCAUGCUGUCACACUAUAUGAAGCUGGAAAAUUAGGUGAUUCUUGCAUUGCGGAACUAUGCAGUGAUCUGGCUAGUCUAGAAGGGAAGAAGUUUGAGGGUGUGCUGGAGGAGUUUGCUAAUCAUGCAUUCAGUCUGCGAUGCUUCCUGGAGUGUUUACAAGCUGGUGGUGUUUCUACCAGUGGGAAUAUUGAUAAAGCUGGUGAAGCAAAGCUUCCAACAAGCUCCGUUACUACCCAUUUGACCAAGAUAAACAUUGAGGACACUGUGGAAGAUUGCCCUGAUGAACUGUCCCAGCGGAACCUCUCUGAUUUGAAUGGUAAUGAUGGGAAUAUGUUGAUGUCAUCAGCGACUUUAUCAGAAAGCGGAGAAGGCAUGGUGAGAAAUGAUGUCGAGGAUAGUGGGACUACCCAACUGGAUGGCUCAACUGAUAUCGAUGUGGUUAAGACUCAAAGAAAGUACAAAGUUGAUAUUCUCCGAUGUGAGAGCUUAGCUUCACUUCCACCAGCAACACUAGAACGGCUUUUUCUCCGGGACUAUGACAUCAUUGUUUCUAUGGUACCUCUUCCUUCUUCAUCAGUUCUUCCUGGUCCAUCAGGCCCAAUUCAUUUUGGUCCGCCUUCGUACUCUUCCAUGACACCUUGGAUGAAGCUAGUUUUGUAUACAGCAGGGAAUUGUGGACCAUUAUCUGCUAUUUUCAUGAAAGGACAACGUUUUAGAUUGCUUCCUGAACCAUUAGCUGGUUGUGAAAAGGCAUUGAUAUGGUCUUGGGAUAACUCUGUGGUAGGUGGACUAGGAGGGAAGUUUGAAGGGAACUUAGUCAAGGGCAACCUACUGUUGCAUUGCUUGAACUCGAUGCUUAAGCAAUCUGCUGUUCUGGUGCAACCACUUAGCAUGAAUGAUCUUAAUGCAUCAGGAAACCUCAUCACUGUGGAUAUCCCUUUGCCCCUGAAGAGUGAUGAUCAGUCCAUUGCAUCUGUGAUAGCUCAAACUAAUUUGCCGCAGGACCAGGUCUUAAAUUUGUCCUCUGUAUUAAAAGACUUGUCCAGUAAAUUUGAAUUGAGCACACUUGGUUACCUUCGUUUAUUAAGACUUCACAGGCAUACUGAAUCAGAAUCACACCUAGAAAAUGGAAGUUAUCAGUGGGUGCCUUUGAGCUUGGAGUUGGGAAUCCCCUUGUUCAGUCCAAAAUUAUGUGAGCGGAUUUGUGAAAGGGUGGUUGCAUCCUGUAUACUUCAAAAAGAGGAUCUCGCUGAACAUUAUGAUGUGAUGCAAACUGUAAGACGGCGGCUAAGAGAACUUUGUGGUGAAUAUCAGGCAACUGGUCCAGUUGCCAAGUUGUUCAACAAGCGAGGAAGCUCAAAAGAUUUGCCCCGUGUUUUAAUCAACAACAUCAGUGGAAGAUGGAAUCCAGUUAAUGAUCCUUUAGCACCAAAUGAACAUGAGAGGCUUAAACUUGCUGGGCGGCAGAGAUGCCGCACAGAAGUUGUGGGCUUUGAUGGGACCUUUAUCAGGUCAUACGCACUUGCUCCUGAGAACGAUGAGGCUGCCACCAAACCUAUAUCUGAAGAACAAUCAUCAACACACGACGGAAAACCAGACACAGAAGAUGCAGAUAGCAAGGAUGUGGUAUUACCAGGUGUAAACCUUAUAUUUGAUGGAGCUGAAUUGCAUCCAUUCGACAUCAGUGCUUGCCUUCAAGCACGUCAACCUCUAUGGCUGAUUGCUGAGGCAUCAGCGGCCUCGUCAACCGUGAUAUAAGUGUCCGUGUAGCCAUUAUCUAUUCAAAUAUCUGGGUUUACGUUGGUGCGUACAUAUCUGUUUCUUGCAAGGCGUGCAUCUCUAAAGGGAGAUAGAUACAUCAGUGAUCAGUCUGAGAACUCUUUUGCGGGAAGAUUUUGCUGUUCAAUAGGCUACUGUUUUGUUUUAUGCACUCCCAAAUGAUGCUUUCACAGGAUACAUCAGCUGGGAGUCUGGGGCAAUGCAUUGAUGAGGCUAUUUACAUGCACCAUAUAUUAGUGCACAUUCUCUUCUCGAACGAUGGUUUUUUUGGCCGAUCGGUUGUGGAAUUCUUUUAUGGGAGUGCUUUUAGACCUGAUGCUCAGAAGUGUUUACAAGUUCUUUUCUGUACAAGAUUGUGCGUGUUCAGUGUUGUAUAGUACUAUAGAUUCCCUGAUAUAGUACUAUAGAUUCCCUGAUAUAACUUUCCCAAUGGAAAUUCCAAUUAGAAUUUAUUGACUAGACAGAACGUGCUAAUAUAUACUCCAUAGUCGCUACGUAUAUUUCUAAUAUUUAAUGUACA
This is a messenger RNA of Oryza brachyantha (malo sina), 3725 nucleotides long. Its product is annotated as protein FAM91A1. Bases 281 to 3184 code for a protein of 967 amino acids. The transcript has 11 exons. Lineage: Eukaryota; Viridiplantae; Streptophyta; Magnoliopsida; Poales; Poaceae. The record is from RefSeq and is a predicted model, not a curated record.